GUUUCCAUUCAGACAGCAAAGAAGUAACAGAUCGGCAUAUAGAAGAAAGCAAAAUUAUAUUGGAAUACAUUAUACUUGAAAUUGUAAACAACGUGCGUUCAACAAUAAGAGAAUUUUUUUAUUUUUUUUUGUUAAUAUAAACAAAAACUGUGACUGUGAAACCCUGUACAAAGUAAUUAAUAACUGAAGCCAAAAAUAAGAAGCAACAAAGACUAUACAAGUCAAACCGUACACAUUGAAGUGUCCAAAUAUUUAUAUCGAGCGGAUUUUUUUUAUUUAGUGCUCAAUUUAGCUUAAGUUAGUAAAAUUUUUUUUUGUUUGGUGUCAAAGUCUAAGCACCAAAAAAAAACUAGAAAAUAACAAAAUAAAAAUGAAGUUGUGCAUAUUGCUGGCUGUCGUGGCCUUUGUUGGCCUCUCACUUGGUGAGGAGAAGAAGGAGAAGGAUAAGGAACUGGGCACCGUUAUUGGCAUCGAUUUGGGCACCACAUACUCAUGCGUUGGCGUUUACAAGAAUGGACGCGUUGAGAUCAUCGCCAACGAUCAGGGCAAUCGUAUUACGCCCUCAUAUGUGGCCUUCACAGCCGAUGGCGAGCGUCUGAUUGGAGAUGCUGCCAAAAAUCAGCUGACCACAAACCCAGAGAAUACGGUCUUCGAUGCGAAGCGAUUGAUUGGACGUGAAUGGUCCGACACGAAUGUGCAGCACGAUAUCAAAUUCUUCCCCUUCAAGGUUGUCGAGAAGAACUCGAAGCCACAUAUCAAUGUCGAUACCUCGCAGGGUGGCAAGGUCUUUGCGCCCGAGGAGAUCUCCGCCAUGGUUCUUGGUAAAAUGAAGGAAACGGCCGAAGCGUAUCUUGGCAAGAAGGUCACUCAUGCUGUUGUCACCGUUCCCGCCUAUUUCAACGAUGCCCAGCGUCAGGCCACCAAGGAUGCUGGCGUCAUUGCUGGUCUCCAGGUGAUGCGCAUCAUAAAUGAACCGACUGCCGCUGCCAUUGCUUAUGGUCUGGACAAGAAGGAAGGCGAGAAGAAUGUGCUCGUUUUCGAUUUGGGCGGCGGCACCUUCGAUGUGUCCCUGCUGACCAUCGAUAAUGGUGUGUUUGAGGUCGUUGCCACCAAUGGUGAUACUCAUUUGGGUGGCGAAGAUUUCGAUCAGCGUGUCAUGGGUCAUUUCAUCAAGCUGUACAAGAAGAAGAAGGGCAAGGACAUUCGCAAGGAUAAUCGCGCUGUGCAGAAACUGCGUCGCGAGGUCGAGAAGGCAAAGCGCGCUUUGUCCGGUUCCCAUCAGGUGCGCAUCGAAAUCGAAUCCUUCUUCGAAGGCGAUGACUUCUCCGAGACGCUGACCCGUGCCAAAUUUGAGGAGCUCAAUCUGGAUCUGUUCCGUUCGACGCUGAAGCCGGUGCAGAAAGUGCUCGAGGAUGCUGAUAUGAACAAGAAGGACGUCCACGAGAUUGUGCUUGUUGGCGGCUCCACGCGUAUACCCAAGGUGCAACAGCUUGUGAAGGACUUCUUUGGCGGCAAGGAACCAUCCCGUGGCAUUAAUCCCGAUGAGGCUGUUGCCUACGGCGCUGCCGUCCAGGCUGGCGUUCUCUCUGGCGAACAGGACACCGAUGCGAUCGUUCUGCUCGAUGUGAAUCCCUUGACCAUGGGCAUUGAGACAGUCGGUGGCGUCAUGACCAAACUGAUACCACGCAACACAGUUAUUCCCACCAAGAAAUCGCAGGUGUUCUCCACGGCAUCCGAUAAUCAGCAUACGGUGACCAUUCAGGUCUAUGAGGGCGAACGUCCAAUGACCAAGGAUAAUCAUUUACUGGGCAAAUUCGAUUUGACUGGCAUUCCACCGGCACCGCGCGGCAUUCCCCAGAUCGAGGUCUCGUUCGAGAUCGAUGCUAACGGCAUUCUCCAGGUCAGCGCCGAAGAUAAGGGUACCGGCAACAAGGAGAAGAUUGUGAUCACCAACGACCAGAAUCGUCUGACGCCCGAGGAUAUCGAUCGCAUGAUUCACGAUGCCGAGAAGUUCGCCGAUGAGGACAAGAAGCUGAAGGAGCGCGUCGAGUCGCGCAACGAGCUGGAAUCGUAUGCCUACAGUCUAAAGAAUCAAAUCGGUGACAAGGAGAAGCUCGGCGCCAAACUGAGCGACGAUGAGAAGACUAAACUGGAGACGGCCAUCGAUGAGUCAAUCAAAUGGCUCGAACAGAAUCCCGAUGCCGAUCCCGAGGAGUACAAGAAACAGAAGAAGGAUCUGGAGGCCAUCGUUCAGCCCGUCAUUGCCAAACUGUACCAAAGCACUGGCGGUGCACCACCACCAGAGGGCGCCGACGCUGGUGACGAUCUCAAGGAUGAGCUGUAAGCCAGCAAGCGAGCGAGCGGAAUGAGAACGUUACACAAAUUGAGAAACGUACGAAGACGGUUGGAUUAUAUAAAUAGUUUUGGCAGUAGAAGUAAAUCAGACUGAUUAAACAAUUACAAAAACAAAAAACAAACCAACAAACAACAACAACUGCAACAGCAACAAAUAGAAAAAAGAACACACUCCUCCCACCCCCUCCCCCGUCACACAAGCAAUAUGCAAAAACCCCAAAGCAACAAAAUAGGUUUUUUUUUGGUUUUAAUUGAACAGCAACUCACAAUUUCUCACCUCGCCAAAUUUCUUAUAGCAACAUUUUUUUUUUUUCUAUUUUAUAAUUUAUAAAGUAUAUUCUUUCGGCCCCCAAAAAAACGCAUUUGGAGUAAAGAGUUGUAUAGAGAGAGCUGAUGAUUAUCAUAUGUGUUCCUCGCAUUCCUCUUCCCGUAAAUGGACGAAUGACAAAACAAAAAAGAAAAAACAAAAAGCAAAAAAAGAUAAACAAACUUAAAGCACUGUAUAUUUUUUGAUAACAACAGCUAAGCUCUCCAAAUUGAGGUAACACAAAUCAAUAGGUUAGCCUUCAAGUUAUAUAAACACCAUCUUAUUAAGAAUAUAAAAAAAACGGAAAAAUUAAACACAAAAAAAAUCAAAUACAAAAGAAUGUUAUAUGUAUAAGAGAGCGCGGGAGAAGAGCUAGAGAAAAAACAAGAGAGAAAGAGCGAGUGCUGCGGGGAAAUAAAUAAAAGAGAUAAUGUGCGUAGUAUAAAACACAAGCAACAAACACUAAAUAUAUAUACACACACACACACACACACACUCACAGACAGACAGACAGACAAAACUUAACAAAUAAUAAUAAUAAUAACGGAUUCUUCGAUUUUACGAAGAACCUUAUAAUUUAUUUAAAAAUAAAAUAAAGAAAAACAAAUUUGAA
Molecule: messenger RNA, 3275 nt
Organism: Drosophila grimshawi
Lineage: Eukaryota; Metazoa; Arthropoda; Insecta; Diptera; Drosophilidae
Gene: Hsc70-3
Product: endoplasmic reticulum chaperone BiP
Exons: 3
Coding region: 371-2344 (657 amino acids)
Biological process (GO): cellular response to unfolded protein; protein refolding; endoplasmic reticulum unfolded protein response
Cellular component (GO): endoplasmic reticulum lumen; cytoplasm; membrane
Molecular function (GO): ATP-dependent protein folding chaperone; ATP hydrolysis activity; heat shock protein binding
Source: RefSeq, a predicted model, not a curated record